Messenger RNA from Glycine soja, 984 nucleotides. Its product is annotated as protein MAIN-LIKE 2-like. NCBI's taxonomy places the organism in Eukaryota, Viridiplantae, Streptophyta, Magnoliopsida, Fabales, Fabaceae. Bases 1 to 984 code for a protein of 327 amino acids. The record is from RefSeq and is a predicted model, not a curated record. The transcript is spliced from 7 exons.
AUGACUUAUACGAAUUGGGUUAUAGGAAGAGCCUUAGGGAGUUGUGAUGCGAGUGAAGCCCUCAAGCAGCAAAGGCCUACAACAUCUGCAUGUAGGCAACGAGAAGUUGCACCUAUUGUUGAGGAUGUUGAGCAUGUGGAUCAUGCGACUGAUGAGGUGCAUGAAGAGCCUAUAGAGGUAGCUGUUGAUGAUGUAGUUACUGAUGUCGAGGGUUUUCCAAGCGAGCCCCACGACACAUCAGUUUUGAUGGACUAUGUUCAUCAUGUGGUAUUAAUAGUUUGGAAUGGAGAGGAACGUCCUAAGUUGAAGUUGUCCUCUCAUGAAAGGGAGGUAGAGAAAUUUGGCAAGCUUGUUCCACAGAUUGAACGCUUAAUGGCAGCCACAAGAUUAAGUCAUCUGAUCGCAUGUUCACUGGACACUGGCGUCUUCCAUAGCUUUGAGGCUCUUCAUGUGGAUGAUGUCGCCCUCCUCUUAGUUGAAUUGCUUGAAGUGAGUUCUGAAGAGGCCAGAGCUGAGACAGUACAAUGUCAUGGGGCAUAUGUUCGGCUAUCCUGGCUGCGAGACAUAUAUCAGAGCAAAUUUGACGCAACACGGUGGACUGUAGCAACUCGAGCAUAUUUGUUACAUCUGAAUGGAAGUUACGCAUUGAGAGCUACUGCACUGGUCCAUAUGUAUGAGAAUUUGAAUGAUACGUCAAAGAGCAAUGCAAUGCAACUUGUAGGAUAUAUCACACUUUUACAGUGUUGGGUCUACGGGCAUUUUCCUUUUGUUGCUUCUUCUAUUGCUACUAAAGACUAUGAUGAGAGGAAACCAUGUGCUUGUCGUUGGAAGUAUGGGAAGCAAUUACAUAUCCGUUGGUGUCCAUCUAUUAUCGUACACCGACCAGAAAGGGUUGUGCGACAGUUUGGGUAUGUGCAAACCAUUCCAUCACACUCUGCUGCUCCAUGUCUAUGUGUAGAAGAUAUUGAUGAUAGAUGGAUUUAG